AUGCCAACGAGCACAGGUGACCCUUAUGUUCCUCAACCAGUUCAUCGAACGAUUCGUAUACCCAGAUCAACGCCUCAGUAUGAUGAUUCUGGACAUGUAAGCACGACAACAACUGCAAGUACAACUGCAAGUACAACUGUUACUUAUGUAUGGUGGAGUUUUGAUAAUGUAACAACUGAUUCAUACGGUGUUUACGAUGGUCAGUUUGUGAAUGGUGCAACGUAUUCUCCGAACUCUGGUACAAUUCCAUAUUUGGGACAAGGUCGUGCAUUAAGUGUAACAGCGGCACAAAAUCAAUCAUUUCAAGUGUCAACUUCAUUCUUGAGCCUUGCUUCAACAAGUUUUACUAUUGAAGCUUGGAUUUAUCCAAUGACUGUGACAGGUGACAAUGGUAUUAUGGGUCAAUGUCAAUGUACAUCAUGUUCGAAUCAAUGUUUUUAUUUUCUAAUACGAUCCAGCAAAUUGUAUGUCGGAUUUACAUUGAAUGAUAUCAGUGGUUUAACAACGAUGACAGUUAAUACUUGGUAUCACAUCGCUUUUGUAUAUAAUUCCGUUACACAACAACAGAUAUUGUAUUUAAAUGGAGUUCAAGAUAAUAUCAAGUCCAAUUCAGCUGCUUACCAAGGAACAAAUGGAACAUUUAUAAUCGGCUCUGCAACUUAUUUUCCAUCAACGACUUUUUUAAAUGGUUAUAUAGAUAAUGUUAAAAUCCAAACACGAGCGAAAUCUGCAACAGAAGUUUUAACCGCUGCAUCACUGAUUGCUUAUUAUUCAUUUGAUUUACCUAGUCCAACUAAUGAUAAUGGCCCAAAUGGAUUAACUGGGUCAUCAACAAAUGCAGCAACAGUUAGCGGACGCGUUAAUCAAGCACUGCAAUUCACUGGUUCAUCAUCUUAUUUUCAAGCAUAUGGAUUUUACCAAGCCGGAUUCGGUGUUUAUUACAAUAAACCGUUUUCAAUUUCAAUGUGGAUAAGUCCAUCAUCAUAUUCUAGUUGUACAUUUGUUCAAAUGUCAACAGCUUACAAUGGUGGCUCAUGUUUUAAUAUGCUUGGCAUUUGGACAUAUACUGGUAAUGCAGGCCAACUAGUUGCACAAGGUUAUGCUUGGCCAGCUCUUUAUGGGCCAUUUAUAACGCUGAAUACCUGGACACAUGUCUCGUGGACAUUCUCGCUUACUAAUGGAUAUCGAUUGUAUGUCAAUGGAGUUUAUUUCGGCACAACUGGUUAUUAUUCGUAUACAGGAACUUCUGGUCAGAUCAAUUGGUUACAAAUUGGAUACAGUUUUGGUUGUUCAAGUGUUUAUAUUACAAAUGCUGCUUUUCAAGGAAUCAUCGAUGAAAUUUACGUUCAUAAUAGAGAAAUCACGGCAGCAGAAGUCUACGCACUCGCCAAUCCAUGA
Rotaria sp. Silwood2 is the source of this 1398-nucleotide messenger RNA. Lineage: Eukaryota; Metazoa; Rotifera; Eurotatoria; Philodinida; Philodinidae. The record is from the annotation of a GenBank genome assembly.